AUGGCCCAACCACCUCCGAAAAGGCUGAAUAUCAGUGACGCAUAUACUAUUCCACAGAAGCAUAAGGCAUUCUCUGUCACUCGUUGCGAUCUGAGAAUUGUCGCUACGACUGUUGUACUUCUGUUUGCCACAUGGUACGCCUUCAAAGGCGAUAAACACCUUCCACAAAUCUACGCACUUUGUUCUCUCGAUGGGCGAAAAAUCUACACUGUCGAUAGCAGCAACUCUGUUGUACAAUGUGUUCUUAUUCACAAAUCUCAUGUCGCAGCCACAGGAGAUUUGGAUGACAUUCGAAAAAAUGCUAUAGACACAGUAAAAACUCAUUCGGUUGCAGUACGAUAUCUUCCAAGAGGCUCCAUUAUGAUUCCGGGGAUAAGUGACUCACAUUGCCAUAUUUUGGAGUACGGGGCUAGCCGCCAGAUACCACUGUCCACUGGUAAAACGUUAAAAGAGACGGUAUCUUUAGUUAGAGAUUAUGUCGUCAAGAACCCGGAUAUUGAGCAUGAUAGGUCUCGUGUUGUGGAGGGAUGGGGAUGGGACCACGCUUCAUGGGAUGUCGAAAGGUGGCCUUCGUGGGAGGACCUGGAAGCUGAUCCACAGGUAGCGGGACGUCCUGUUAUACUUCAAAGUCGGGAUGGUCAUGCCCUCUGGGUAUCAAAAGACAUAAUCAAAGAUAAUGCUCCGUAUCCGGACGAUAUCGAGGGUGGGUUUAUAUUCCGAGAUGAAGAAGGCAAUCCCACAGGAAUUUUUAUGGACAGUGCACAAGACCUGAUUAAGCGUCGCCCUCCUGGUAAGGAGGAACUUGAAAGGCGAUUUCGAACUACCGUGGGAGAAGCCCUUGCAAUACGCGUUUACGGUAUGUCAUUUUUCGACCAGCAUGGCCAAUACUGGGGCGAUGUACACAAGCCUGUUAUGGCUAGUGGAAAUGGAAGGCUCAGUGCAAAGAGUGUAAAGAUAUUUGCAGACGGCGCAUUACGCUCUGGCGGGGCAGCGCUUUACGAGCCGUACUCUGAUAACCCGUCUACACGUGGUGUUAUGCGAAUCACAGCAGAAUCCCUAAACAAGGUUAUUCCAAGGUUUUUGAAGGAUGGAUGGCAAGUGAAUGUUCAUGCUAUUGGUGACCGCGCGAAUGGGAUUGUUCUAGAUGCCUUUGAGGCGUCUCUUAAAGGCGUUAAUGUUAGCGCCCUUCGCCCACGGCUCGAGCACGCCCAAAUUCUGACCAAGAACGAUAUGAUGAGACUAGGAAAACUAGGGGUCAUAGCUAGCAUCCAACCUACUCACGCGAUAAGUGAUAUGUGGUUUGCAGAGGAUCGCUUGGGAUCUGAACGUGUUAAAGGACUAUAUGCAUUCCGAAGCAUACUUGAAAGUGGUGCUCGUAUCACACUGGGCUCUGAUUUCCCAGUAGAAGAAAUCAACCCCCUCAAAGGUUUUUAUGCCGCUGUAACACGACUGACAACGGAAGGAACAUCGCCCCAUGGCCCCGGGGGAUGGUUUCCAGAGCAAAGACUUACACGCAUAGAGGCAUUGCGCGGGAUGACUAUUGAUCCAGCUUACGCUUCAUUCACGGAGGACACUUUGGGAAGUCUUGUCCCCGGGAAGAGGGCAGAUCUAGUUGUUCUGUCGCAAGAUAUCAUGACCAUUGCGACUUCGUCCAUCAUGAAAACAUCCGUCAUUGCCACGUUCUUAGACGGAAGACCGGUGUAUGGCAAGAUAUAA
Psilocybe cubensis is the source of this 1716-nucleotide messenger RNA. RefSeq lists its product as uncharacterized. The transcript has 14 exons. The record is from RefSeq and is a predicted model, not a curated record. Lineage: Eukaryota; Fungi; Basidiomycota; Agaricomycetes; Agaricales; Agrocybaceae. Gene Ontology annotation, molecular function: hydrolase activity, acting on carbon-nitrogen (but not peptide) bonds. The coding region runs from base 1 to 1716 and encodes 571 amino acids.